This is a messenger RNA of Cydia pomonella (codling moth), 1182 nucleotides long. RefSeq lists its product as uncharacterized. The record is from RefSeq and is a predicted model, not a curated record. The transcript has 2 exons. NCBI's taxonomy places the organism in Eukaryota, Metazoa, Arthropoda, Insecta, Lepidoptera, Tortricidae. The coding region runs from base 1 to 1182 and encodes 393 amino acids.
AUGGAUGUGGCGACCGCUGUCCAGAUGAAUUCACGUGCGUCGAGUUUCACCGUCGAAGACAUCUGUGAAGCGAAGCAAGUGCUGUGCAAGUCCCUUGGGAUCGUCGGCACCUAUGUAUCUCACCGGAGAGGGGAUGAAACCGGGAAGAAGACCCUUGAGGAUAUAAUGAAAAUCCUGAGGGAGAAUGAAGGCCGGAUUCCGGACUUUGUGGCAACGGGUAUCCUGCCAUCGUGUGAUCCGGAUCAGGUCGACGUUCGCUGCUUGUCAAAGGAAAUCAUGGCCCUAAGAACAACAUUAGCGGAAGUUAUUUCUAUGUUUGAGGCUAGCCUAGUCACUAUUGCCGAAUUACGCAACGAAAUCAUAAAUUUGCGGAAUGCUCCAACUCGGUCGGCGGCUUCAAAUUUCAAGAACGAUAAUCGGCCUGACACUGUCUGUGUCGAGUCGGUUAGUUUGCGUGUUGCUGACACGGUAAAAUGUGCCGCACGCGCCGCUGCACCGCCCGCGCGCCCCCCGCGCGUGCGACCGCCCCCUAUCACGAAGUCACGUCAGCGUGCAUAUGCUGAUGUCGCCGGUCAGCCUGUCGCAGCUAACCGGGUCAACGCGCCUACUAAGGUGUAUGGAACACGGGCUCCAGUUAAGGAGAAGUCCACCCCCACCGAUGUGGAUAAGGAGGGAUUCACACUGGUGGAAAGAAACCGCAAGGCGCGCAGGGCGCCUCGCAAGACUCUGUGUGGCACUGCGGAGCCGGUUAAUUCUGGCCUACGAGUCGCGACACCGAGUAAGGCGCUUUACAUGUCACGCCUACAUUACUCCGCCGUAGCCGACGAGGUGGUGGAGUACGUUCGUCGGAAGACUGGCUACACGCUGAGGGUACACCAGCUUCAGUCGCGUCACUAUGUGCACUUCAGUUCAUUUGUGGUGCGCGUGCCGCGGCCGCUGCAGGACACCAUCGCAAGCGCGGACUUCUGGCCGAACGGUGUGGUGUUUCGGCGAUUCCGGGGCAACCUGCCGAAUCCUACGCCGACUUGUGCGCCUUCUUCUACACGUGUGCGCAGCUGGUGCGCCGCCUUCUCGUGCGUUCAGCUGGUGCGCCUUUUUUACUACACGUGCGCACAACUGGUGCGCCUUUACUACACGUGCGCACAGCUGGUGCACCUCUACUACACGUACGCCUUCCCCUGA